ACUACUUGCUGAAAUCGAGAGAUGUAUUUUUGCCCGACGUGUGGGUGUCUGUUGUUGGUGGAGACGGGAACUGGAUAUCUGCGCUUCUUCUGUAGCACAUGCCCCUAUGUUGCCGACGUCACCGGCAUCGUUUCCUCUCGUCUUGACCUGAAGCGUAAAGAGGUGGAAGAUGUGCUGGGAGGUGCUGCCCAGUGGGAGAAUGCGCCGAAGACGGCUGCUCGUUGUCCUUACUGCGAGCACGAGGUUGCCUACUUCCAGCAGAUCCAGAUUCGGUCUGCUGAUGAGCCUAUGACCACCUUCUACCGUUGUGCCAAUUGCGAAAAGAUUUGGAGUGAUAACAACUAGUCUUUUACUUUUCUGUGUACUAUGAACAAA
Messenger RNA from Blastocystis hominis, 375 nucleotides. RefSeq lists its product as hypothetical. Gene Ontology annotation, cellular component: RNA polymerase III complex. Gene Ontology annotation, biological process: termination of RNA polymerase III transcription; DNA-templated transcription. Gene Ontology annotation, molecular function: zinc ion binding; nucleic acid binding; DNA-directed RNA polymerase activity. The transcript has 4 exons. The record is from RefSeq and is a predicted model, not a curated record. Bases 22 to 345 code for a protein of 107 amino acids. Lineage: Eukaryota; Bigyra; Opalinata; Blastocystidae.